Messenger RNA from Corythoichthys intestinalis (scribbled pipefish), 3968 nucleotides. Its product is annotated as carnitine O-palmitoyltransferase 1, liver isoform-like. Bases 799 to 3246 code for a protein of 815 amino acids. Gene Ontology annotation, molecular function: carnitine O-palmitoyltransferase activity. The transcript is spliced from 18 exons. Gene Ontology annotation, cellular component: mitochondrion. The record is from RefSeq and is a predicted model, not a curated record. NCBI's taxonomy places the organism in Eukaryota, Metazoa, Chordata, Actinopteri, Syngnathiformes, Syngnathidae. Gene Ontology annotation, biological process: fatty acid metabolic process; carnitine metabolic process.
UUUAUGUAAUUACUUUAAAAAAAAACAAACAUUAUGUAAAUUACUGUCAAUGGCAGACAAUGAGUUAAUGAAGCAGGCCGAACACUUGGGAGUCCUUAAUACUGUUCUUAAGAAAAGUCACAUAACUGAUUAAACAAACAAAAAAACAGAAACAAAAAAAAACAACAAACAAAAAAAUGAAAUCACACAACUGACGCAAAUGAAAACCAAAACAAUGGAAAUCCAAUGAAUCCACUAAAGACUCCCACACCUUUUUAAUAACAAAUGUAUUAAAUAGCGAAUACCUAUACAGUAGGUUUAAAUAUAUAAAACAACAUGAAAUAUGCAAUAAAUGAACAUUUAACAUCAUUUCAACCUUAAAUUUAAGACUCUUCUUGGAAACGGUGAGGAACAAUAACUUCCUUUUGUGUUUUACUGGCGACUGAACUAGCUUAAGUGUCAUUUGACCCCUGUCCCACAAAAAAAAAAAAAAAAAAAAAAAAUGUUGUUGAUUCUGGUGCCUCCUGAUAAGAAUUAUAAAGUACCAGCCAUGUUCCCUGUGUGUACUAUUUUGGGCUUCAAAGGUGUUAUAGGCUGUAUAAAGAUACAAAGGGCAUGGAUACCUGUGUUUUUCCCCUCACAAACAAAAGAUUGAGUGUUCAUAGAUUUAAAAGAAGCUUUUCCUUGGACACGCCUACCGAUGGUCUAUGAACAUCAUGGGUUUCAUAAGGUGAAGACAUGAACUCUUAUCACUAUGAGAAAUCAGGGUAAAAAUCAUUGCCUUGAUAUGAUGACGGGAACGGGAGUUGCACCGUCGUCAUGGCAGAGGCCCACCAAGCAGUGGCCUUCCAGUUCACUGUCACCCCAGAGGGCAUUGAUCUUCAGCUGUCCCAUCAAGCACUCACUGAGAUCUACCGCUCAGGCGUCCGCUCCUGGAAGAAGCGAAUCAUUAGACUCAAGAACAGCGUGAUCACAGGAGUGUAUCCCGCCAGCCCGUCCUCAUGGCUCUUUGUGGUCAUCGCUAUCCUAGCCACUAUGUACACUCGCUCCGAUCCUUCCAUGGGACUCAUUGCCAAGAUACAGGAGCACCUGCCUGUCAGCCAGUCUAUGAGCACCCAAUGUCAGACAGUAGUGUCGGCGGUGCUCUUCAGCACCUUACUGUGGCUCCUGCUCAUCUUUACAAUGCGUCUCUGCCUCAAGCAGCUCCUCUCCUACCACCGCUGGAUCUUCGAGCAGCAUGGCAAGAUGUCCACCACCACUAAAAUCUGGGUGGUCCGUGUUUGUUUCUGGCCUUUUUUACUCUGUAAGGUUCAAAUUUUUAAAAAAAAUUGUAUUAACCGCAUGCUUAUGUCCAUGUGGCAGGCACUGGUACGCAUCUUCUCUGGCAGAAAACCUCUGCUCUACAGUUAUCAGGGCUCAUUACCAAACCUGCCUGUUCCAGCUAUCAAGGACACGCUCAAGAGGUAUCUGGAGUCGGUGCGUCCGCUGAUGGAUGACACCCAGUACGAACGGAUGACCAAAUUGGCUGGCGAGUUCGAGAGCCGCCUUGGAAACCGGCUGCAAUGGUACCUCAAGCUCAAAUCUCUCUGGGCCGCCAACUAUGUCAGCGACUGGUGGGAGGAAUAUGUCUAUUUGCGAGGAAGGAGCCCCAUUAUGGUCAACAGUAACUAUUACGGCAUGGACUUAAUGUAUGUGACCCCCACACCAAUCCAGGCAGCCAGAGCUGGCAACACCAUCCACGCAAUGUUUCUAUACCGCCGCAAACUUAACAGAGAAGAGCUCAAACCUAGUCGUAUACCCGGCACUGUCAUUCCUCUGUGUGCGGCUCAGUGUGAGAGGAUGUUCAACACUACACGCACUCCUGGAGAGGAGACUGACACCGUGCAGCACUGGCAGGAUAGCGACUAUGUAGUCGUAUACCACAGAGGACGCUACUUUCGGCUCAGGGUGUACCAGGCAGGCAGACUGAUGUCCCCCAGGGAGAUUGAAUUCCAGAUUCAGAGGAUCCUCGAUGACCCUUCAGUCCCCUGCACGGGAGAAGCGAAACUUGCCGCUCUGACUGCUGGCGACAGGAUUCCAUGGGCACAAGCCAGGAGCAAGUACUUCAGCAGUGGGAUCAACAAGCGCUCACUGGACUGCAUCGAAAAAGCUGCGUUCUUUGUGGCUCUCGAUGAUGACGAGCAGGGCAUGAUGGGAGAUGACCCCUCGGGGAGCCUGGACCGUUAUGCUAAGUGCUUGUUGCACGGGAAAUGUUACGACAGGUGGUUUGAUAAGUCUUUUUCUGUGGUCGUCUUUAAAAAUGGUAAGAAUGGAAUAAAUGCGGAGCACUCGUGGGCUGACGCGCCGGUGAUCGCACACCUGUGGGAGUAUGUUGUGGCCACCGACUGUUUCCAGCUCGGUUACAACGGUGAGGGUCACUGCAAAGGCGAAGUGGACCCGUCGCUAGCACAACCUCUGAAGCUUUCUUGGGAAAUAUCACCUGAGUGUGAGAAGCAGAUUUCUCAGUCCCUGUCAGUGGCCCAAACCCUAGCCGAUGACAUCGACUUCCAUGUGGUGUCCUUCAGAGACUUUGGCAAGGGAAAGAUCAAGAAGUGUCGAGUCAGUCCGGAUGCUUUCAUCCAAAUAGCUCUUCAGUUAGCCUAUUUUAGGAGUCGGAGAAUGUUUUGCCUGACCUACGAGGCUUCCAUGACCCGUCUGUUCAGGGAGGGCAGGACCGAGACUGUUCGCUCCUGCACCAAUGAGAGCAGUGCCUUUGUUAAAGCGCUUGUGGGCGGAGAGUCAGCAGAUGUAUGCAGGCGCCUGUUCCGCACAGCAUCUGAAAAGCACCAGAACCUUUACCGCAUGGCGAUGACCGGCGCCGGUAUCGACAGACACCUCUUCUGCCUCUAUGUGGUUUCCCAGUACCUCAAAGUGGAGUCGCCUUUCUUGAAAGAGGUCUUGUCAGAGCCGUGGAGGCUGUCCACCAGUCAGACUUCUCUUCAGCAGCCGGAGCUGUUCGACCUUGUCAACCACCCUGAGUACAUUUCUUGCGGGGGAGGCUUCGGGCCGGUCGCCGAUGACGGUUAUGGAGUGUCGUACUACAUUUUGGGUGACAGCAUGAUCAACUUUCACAUCUCCUGCAAGCACUCCUGUCCUGACACGGACGCCCAUAAGUUUGGUGCUAACAUCACGAAAGCCUUGCACGACCUGCUGGAGCUGAUGAGCCCCGUCCAGAAAGAACCAAGCAAAACCGAGGAGAGUCGACCUGAGGUCAAGAAAAACUUGUAGAGGAGAGAAAAAAGGGAUUCUGAAGGGAAGAUGUUUUACUCAGCAAGGGAAGUGUGGAAAUGUUUUUAUGUUGAGGGGGGUAAGAGAUCAGAGCAAAAGAUGGUUCUCUUGAGGGAAACCAGUACAAGUGAGCAGAUGUUUUUCUACAUACAUUUAUAUAUUUGUGUUUGUCAUUCAAAUUCAGUUGGGAUUUAUACGUAUUACAGUUGAUAUAAGCAUUUUUGUACAGGGGCAUGUUUCUGUUUCGAUACCAAUGAAUGCUCUGAGUCGAUGCGCAUCUGUUUGCUUGGAUGUUGUGCAGUGACAAUACACACACUUAGACACUUAACCGUUAUGACAGCAGGCGCCUGAAACAUUCCUUAACUUCAAACAUUUUGCUUUGCACCGCAGUAAAAUGUUGUGGUAAUUCUUAAUGUGCCAAAGGCUAUUGUUUUUCAAAUGUGUUCAGGUUAUCCAGCAGGCAUUUGGAAGCACGUUCACUCCUUUUUUGUAUAAAUGAUUUGUCAUUUUAAUGUUGGCAUUUCUAAAAAAAGCAAUGUAACAAUGCAAUUUUGGUUUUUAAACAUGCGGGUCAGAUGUGGGCAAGAAGGUUACUAGGGGAGCGUAGGAGAAUGCUCUGUUGAUUUUGUUUUUGGUUCUCACCACUGAGUUUGUCAUAAUUCUUUUGUCAGACUUUUUAUUUCAAUAUUACAUGUUAACAUAAAGACAUUCUUGAAGAAAAA